Molecule: messenger RNA, 2333 nt
Organism: Misgurnus anguillicaudatus (oriental weatherfish)
Lineage: Eukaryota; Metazoa; Chordata; Actinopteri; Cypriniformes; Cobitidae
Gene: ugl
Product: ureidoglycolate lyase
Biological process (GO): glyoxylate cycle
Cellular component (GO): cytoplasm
Molecular function (GO): malate synthase activity
Source: RefSeq, a predicted model, not a curated record
AUGUGCUGUCUAAAUAAAUACUUCACCUAUGAAGAAGCUUUUUGGGGACAUUUUAGUCACGUGUGGCUAAGUCAAACAGAGCAAUGACACUUACCAAAGUCCAACUUUAGUUUUACUGAACGACUGCAAAAAUGUUGGUGAGUGAAGGUGUCGAGCUGGGAACGCCUCCAUCAGGACUGGAGGAAGAGUUUCACACACUAUUCAGCACUGAUGCAGUAACAUUUCUGUCUGAACUCAUCUCUACCUUCCAGCCAGAAGUUGACAAGGUCUUAAAAUUGAGGGUCCUACGUAAAGUUCAACUGGAUCUGACUGGCGAGCUGCCAGAUUUUCUGAAGGACACAGCUCACAUCCGGAACGAUCCCAGCUGGAGAGUAAAUCCUGUCCCACACAGAUUACACUGCAGACAUGUGGACAUCGGUGACCUUUCACCCUGUGAUACGCAACGCUUCAUACAAGGUCUCAAAUCCACCGCACAGGGGUUACAGGUGGAUUUUGAUGAUGGCAACUGCCCAACAUACUACAAUCAAAUUAAAGGCAUUUAUAAUGUUUACCUUGCUGUGCACAACCAGUUUCAGAAUGUGCCACCCAUUGCUCGGGCUCCAGUGCUGAUGCUCCGCCCUCGUGCAUGGAACAUGGUGGAGCACAAUAUGAUGGUUAAUGGUCGAGAAGUUCCAGGUCCGUUGUUUGACUUUGGUCUGCUGAUGUUUCAUAAUGCAAAGCUGCUUCUUCAGAAUCAGAGUGGUCCUUUUUUCUAUUUAUCUAAGGUUGAAAGCUACAUGGAAGCUAGAUUGUGGAGUCAGAUUUUUUUCUGGACUGAGAAAAAGCUUGGCCUGCCAGCAUGUUGCAUAAAAGCCACAGUGCUUAUCGAGUGUGUCCUGGCUUCUUUUGAAAUGGAGGAGAUUUUGUAUGAGCUCAAGGAGCACUCGGCUGGUUUAAACUGUGGCAUCUGGGACUACUCGGCAUCCUUUGUGAACAAAUUUGGCCAUCGGGCUGAUUUCCUCCUUCCUGACCGCAGUAAGUAUGUGGAUAUGGAGAAGCGUUUCCUGCACAGCUAUAUGGAUCUGCUGGUGCAGACGUGCCACCGCAGGGGUGCCCUCGCAACAGGUGGCAUGGCAGCAUUGUUGUUGCCUAGAGACAAAGAGAGUGACCUCUAUAGGAAUGUGCUCCAUACUGUCACCAGACUUAAAUUGCUAGAGAUCAAAGCAGGAGUUGAUGGGUUCAUGGUCUACGACAUGGAUCUAAUUGAACCCAUGCAAAAACUGUUCCAGGUUCACUCUUCGGGUCAGAACCAGCUCCUGCAGCUGCGUGAUGACAUCACUGUGACACCUGAGGAUCUGCUCAUUAUGCCUGCGGGUGGAGUAACAUUAUAUGGAUUGAAAUAUAACAUUGCUGUGGGAGUCCUCUUCAUUGAAGCCUGGCUUUCAGGCAAAGGCCAUUUCUUUUAUCUGGGAAAGGUUGAAGAUUCAGCAACGGCUGAGAUAUCCAGGUCUCAGGUGUGGCAGUGGAUCCGGCAUCAGGUGAGACUGGAAGAUAAUGGCAUGCUUGUGACAAGAGCUCUAGUCCACAGCUUGGCUAAAGAUCUGAUGGGAGAUCUGAAAACAGCCAUACAUUGCCAAACAAGCAGAGAUGAACAGAGGUUGAUGACUGCUGUGUCCAUGUUUCUAGAAAUAGUGCAGAAAAAUGAUUUCCCAGAAUUCAUCACCACGUACCUUAAUCUGGAUCACACUUUUCUUAGCUCUCAGAUCCAACAUGAGAAGAUGGAUACCACACCUAAAGCCAGACUUUAACUAGCAUUUAUCUAAAUUUACUUACAAAAAAAUAAUUAAAAUAGUACAUCAGUCUCCAGUCAAUAAUGUGCAAAACAUGCAUUUUGUUUUGCAAAUGUUAAAUAACAAUUUGCAAACCACUAACUCUCCAAUCUAAAUAUUACCAUGAUUAUUAUGAAGUAUAUAAUAUAAUCCUUUUGGUAACACUUUACAAUAAGGUUCAUUAGUUAACAUUAGUUAUGUAUUAACUAACUUGAACAAACCAUGAGCAAUACAUUUGUUACAGUAUUUAUUCAUCUUUGUUAAUGUUAGUUAAUAAAAAUGUAAGCUUUAAUUGUUUGUUCAUGUUAGUUUAGAGUGCAUUAACUAAUGUUAACAAGAUUUUAAUAAAGUAUUAGUAAUUGUUGAAAUCAAGAUUAAUAAACGCUGUAUAAGUGCAGUUCAUUAUUAUUUCAUGUUAACUAAUGUAGCUAACUAAUGUUAACUAAUGAACCUUAUUGUGAAGUGUUACCAUCCUUUUUUACCUAUAGCACACAAAUCAUUUAAAAUUUUAGAUUUCAAAAUCAU